AUGAAGUCGAAACGACCCGUGGUGGGUAAGCGUGGGAAACAGAGUAGGAAUGCGGCAGGAAAUGGGGAUUACCUGCAAAAUCACAUAAGUGAGGAGAAACUAGAGCCUGCUUAUGUUGAGCUCGAGAAAUGGCGUACCAAUCGAAUGAAUUACCUGAAGUCUCGAGUAAGCCAUAUUCAUCUCAAGUCACCAUCACCUACAAAUAUUGGAGAAUCGACCGAUGAAAGAAACAAAGAUGGGUCCCCAACAACUUCCGAAACCGUGAUAGCUUCUCAGUCUCCAUUACAGAUGGCUCAAGUAAUGAGAGCAAAAACUCCCUUAAAUAAUCGGAAGCAACUGGUACAAAGAAAUGCAUCGAAAUUGCUAUCCAAAUCGAAUAGCUGUAUGCCAUCAUCGGGAAACAAUAAUGUUAUGUUGAAUGGAACAGAUACUGUUGUUCCAGAAAUUAUUAGGAAAACGAAGCGAAAAGUACCGUCACGGCAUUUGGAUUUUAUAUCAGAUAGUGUAAAUGAAAGGAAUACAGAUAGCAAACAUAUUACGAUCACCAGAUGUUUAAAACAAUCACAUAAAUCUUUGGAUAAGCAAGCAUAUCGAUGCAGCAGUUGCCCAUCUUUUUUCACAACACGUCGUGGAAUGGCCAAUCACUGUAAACUUCAUGGAGCCAACAAAAGAUUUAAGUGUGCUUCAUGCGAUUUUGGUUGCGAUAACUACAAAACACUUCAAAUGCAUAAGGCGUUUCACACGGCAGCGAGCAAGGAAACAUCCGAAAACGAAAACAUAGCUUCGACCCACCUUGCUCUGGUAAUUGAUAGUUGUGCUGACAAUGAAAAUGUUAAAAGGGGAACGAAGGGUAUAGAUGAGAAGACAGGUUCAGUUAUUACAUCUAAUCGCGGAUUCGCUUGCAUUGAAUGUCCGUUCAUAUCGCGUGACCAGAAUCGAUUACAGAAACAUCUCGUUGGACAUCGCCGAACGAAUGGAUUCAAAUGUUCGCUAUGCACUUAUAUGAGUACAUCAGCUGGAUUCCUGAAGCGUCACUGCGAACUGCAUAAGCCACAAAUAUAUCAGUGGCCACCUGUUUACAUUGGCAAGCGUCCUUCACUUGCUACACCUGCUGCGAGGAAUACACCAGAUCCUGUAGCGUCUGAAGGAUACGAAGAGCAGCAAAAAACUUCGAGAAGUUUGAUUGUAUCACCUUUGACAACUCCUUUUGUUAGCGAGAAGCAACCUAUAAUAACUGACCAUUCUGAUCACCAACCUCUAAUACAUCGUUCGAGGCGAAAGUAUUUAUGCGGCUUUUGUCGUCGUCAUUUCAAGAGUUAUACCCUUCGUCUCUUACAUUGCAUUAUCAGACACUCGCAGAAUAUUGCAAAGGAAAAAUAUAAAUCAUUACUGAGGGAACGAUUGAACAUGUGCUACGGUGCUGGUGAUACAACAGAAGAAACAACAGAUAACUAUAGUGUACCAACACGAUCUGUUCAUCACUGUUCUCACUGUCCCUUUACUUGCAAGCAAAAAUCUCGUUUGCUGCGGCAUGAAAAUAAGCAUAUUGUAAAAGCCGAACAUGAAUGUAAAUACUGUACGUUCUCAUGCCGUUCAACAGUUGUACUGGUGCAACAUCUACGACUUCACCAGCCGAUCCCUAGGCUUCUUCAAAUGCCUGGGCGCCCAAAAGAUCUGCACUCUGAGAAAGCUUCGACCUCUGCCUUUAAAGUGGAGAAGUGCAGUGAAUGUCCCUAUACAAGCCGACAUAUUUGCGACUUGCGAACUCAUGCACAGAUGCAUAUCGGGAAACGAGAAUUUGCAUGCGGGCAGUGUACAUAUAGUACAAAGCGAUCUCACGUUCUCGAUGCACACUUACAACUUCAUAUGGCUGAAAGAAAAGGCAUCACUUCCGUUUCCAAUAAGAUGCGGAAAGGAGAUGACUUCAGAAAUCAUUCUAUUUUACGGCGCAAUGGCAAAAUUGUAGGAGAACGAAGUGGUCAUCAAUUUUCAAACGUGUAUAUUUGUCGUUGGUGUCCCUAUAGAACACGAAUAUGUGCCACACUUUUUAUCCAUCACAGGAAUCAUUUAUGGAAUGGUCGAUUACGCUGCGAAAAGUGUACGUUCAGUACUUGUUACGAAAGGAAGUUACGCGACCACGAGAAGUUACAUUUACCGACUGAACCAUUCUCCAGUACUCCAUCAAGCAAACCUUCUACUGUUAACAACAAAUCCGCUAAGCUUCCAAAUGGCGAAUAUUCUUGCCAGGAGUGCCCAUUUACGUGUAGUGGUUAUGGGAAAUUUUGGCACCAUAAGCAAAAGCAUCAGAAGCCAUCACGCUAUCAGUGUGAUUUAUGUAGCUAUAGCGUCGGUUCAAAUUUCUGUUUGAUUAAGCAUCGCCAAUGCCACAAGAAUCACAAUAAUCUGGAAAAUUGUGAUGCGAAAAUCGAAAAAUUCAUAGUUGUGAAAAAUUGUUAUUCGGAAGAAAUUAAUGCUAAUGGAAUGAAUGUAGCGGAAACAGAAGUGAAGGAGGAACAGAAAGGUUGCAUAAUAAAUUCGACUGAUGAACUCUUGCUCAGUUGUCCAAAGGAUGCAAAAACAUAUCAGUUCAGUUUGAGUCGUAUUGCCUUGAAACUACCAAAUUUUAAAGUGUCGAAUGAUGCAGAAUCAUUGCCUAAGACAUUUCGCUGCAAAGAGUGUCCUUAUUUUGGAACUGAUGAAGUGCUUUUCAAGUAUCAUGAAGGAAUGCAUGUCGGACAUCGUCAGUAUAGUUGCAAUUUAUGUACAUACAGCUCUCUUUGUCCCAUUUCUUUACAUAGGCAUUUGAACCUACAUUUUCCUUCAUUGUCAUCUCGUUCGGCUGCAAAAAAUAGGAAGCGAUUACUAAGACAUCGUUAUCAUCAGAGCCCUGAAACCAUCCCUUCAGAUGUUAAAGUUCAUCAGUGCACUAUAUGUUCGUACAAAACUGCCUACGAGGAUCGCUUUGAGCAGCAUCGUCUUGAUCAUGCUCUGCACAUACAACAGCGGUUGACAACGUCCAUCAAGCGAACAGCACAAAAUACUUUUGAACCAUUUGUGAGGCCGAAAAUUCGUCGACCGGAUAAACGCUCAGACAGACAGUUCACCUGUAGCAGAUGCUCUUUCCGAUGCGAUACAAUCAUAGCAUACAAUACUCACUUUGAAAAACACGUGGUAAAAUCGUUCUUCACAUGCAAACUUUGUGAUUAUUCAUCAGAAACUAAAAAUGUUGUUGAUUUUCACGUUGCUACGCAUCACUUGGAUGUACCAAUAUCGUUCUUUUACAAAAAAGCUAUCACGAAUCGCAAUGAAUCGCAGAUCAAGUUGAAAGAUGAUGUGGGCUGCAAGAAAUAUCCCCGGCAAGAGUUGAGUUGUUGUCGAUGUAAUUACCGUACGUUUGUGGUGGUCGAAUUUACACAUCACUGGGAACGAAUGCACUGUGAUCGGGCUCAAAAGGGUGAUCGACGGAUUGCCGAGGAACUCCGUAUGGAUAUGGUGCACUCAAGCUGGAUUAGAACUGUUGAUAAUUAG
Molecule: messenger RNA, 3528 nt
Organism: Brugia pahangi
Lineage: Eukaryota; Metazoa; Nematoda; Chromadorea; Rhabditida; Onchocercidae
Source: the annotation of a GenBank genome assembly